Messenger RNA from Thalassophryne amazonica, 1685 nucleotides. RefSeq names its product potassium voltage-gated channel subfamily V member 2. Bases 102 to 1685 code for a protein of 527 amino acids. Gene Ontology annotation, molecular function: delayed rectifier potassium channel activity. The record is from RefSeq and is a predicted model, not a curated record. Gene Ontology annotation, cellular component: voltage-gated potassium channel complex; membrane. NCBI's taxonomy places the organism in Eukaryota, Metazoa, Chordata, Actinopteri, Batrachoidiformes, Batrachoididae. Gene Ontology annotation, biological process: protein homooligomerization; potassium ion transmembrane transport. The transcript is spliced from 4 exons.
AGAUCUUGUGGAAUACAACUGUUGUUGCCUUCAGUGACUUUAUCUCAGCCUGGUUAGAGCAUGUUUUUUGAGGCGUCGUUUGUCUCGUAUGGACUGUCAAAAUGGAUGCUAUAAAGCCAACGUUUAAAGUGCUGAAAAAGCGUCGCUCAAGUCUUUUUGCUACCAUAAAACGGGAGCUGAGCUUUUCACAGAAUACCGAAGAACAGGAGUGUGAGUUUCCCUUUUCCCAGGACAGCUCUGUGAAACCUUGGACAUCUAUGGACAAUCUCGAUGCUUCUGUUUCCACUAAGCGUGAUAAGGUUAAGCGCAAAGACCCACCAAAUCCAAGGCUGCCAAAUGUUGUCAACCUCAACGUGGGAGGAAAUGUCUUUCAUAUCCCAAUGGACAUCGCUCUUCGAUACCCCAAAACCAGGAUCGGAAGCCUGGCCCUUUGUAACGAUCCAGUUAAAUGUCUGACACUUUGUGACGAUUACAAUGUUCAGAACAAUGAGUUCUUUUUUGACAGAGACCCUACGUUCUUCCACUACAUCUUCCACUUCUACCGCACCAACGUCCUGCGGGUGAUGGAUGGUCUCUGCCCUGUCAACUUUGAGGAAGAGUUAAAGUUCUGGGGAUUAAAACUGAAGCACAGCCCAAGGUGCUGUCGCAUUGUAUAUGAGGAGAAGCUGGACAGCAUCAGAGACCAUCUGAGGGUCAACCAGGAGCUGAUUGAUGAGAUUAAACCGCACCAUGAUGAUGAGGGCUACAAGACCAUGUUUCUUGGAGAUUUUCGGAAGGUCCUCUGGGACCUGAUGGAGAAUCCGUACUCCUCAACAUCUGCCAAAGCCUUUGCUGUGUUUUCAAGUCUUUUUGUGCUCAUCUCUAUUGUUGCAAUGACUCUGAAUACUGUGAAAGAACUCAGGGAGUAUAAAGUAGCUGGCAAAACCUAUAUAGAGUGGGUCGAGAUUGGUUCUAUUCUUUUCUUCACCUUGGAGUACUUUUUGCGGUUAGGAACUACAUCCAACAUCAAACACUUUGUGAAGAGCGCUCUCAACUUUGUUGAUGUGGUAGCUGUUAUGCCCUACUUCAUCCAGCUCAUGUUUGAGGCAUUUGUUAUAGAUGCCGAAGACUUCAGUGCACAGGAAGACUUGAAGGCCAUGGCCAGAGUCAGCAAAGUCAGUAAAGUGCUCAAGGUUGUCAAGCUGAUGCGCAUCUUCCGUAUCCUGAAGCUUGCCCGUCACUGCACAGGCAUGAGAGCGUUUGGUUUCACCAUCCGCCAGUGUUCUGAACAGGUCUGCUGCCUCUUCCUCUUCAUUGCCAUGGGCAUCUUCACCUUCUCUGCUCUCAUGCACUCUGUGGAGGUGGAUCAGCCCGGCACCCCGUUCAGCAGUAUACCUGACGCCUGGUGGUGGGCAGCGGUCAGUAUCUCUACUGUUGGCUACGGUGAUGUCAUCCCCAUCUCCUAUCUCGGCCGCUGUGUGGCGUUCGGCUGCAUCUCCUUCGGCAUCAUCCUCAACGGAAUGCCCAUCUCCAUUCUGUUCAACAAGUUUUCCGACUACUACACCAAACUGAAGGAACAGGAAUACACAUUUUCAAACAAAGAACGCACCUUCCAGCUGAGGAAACGUCUGAAACGGAAAAUGGACAACUGUUUCCAGCACGAGCUAGAGGACUCAGAUGACGAGUUCUGCUAUCGUCCGAGCUGA